Messenger RNA from Ilex paraguariensis (yerba mate), 777 nucleotides. The record is from the annotation of a GenBank genome assembly. Lineage: Eukaryota; Viridiplantae; Streptophyta; Magnoliopsida; Aquifoliales; Aquifoliaceae.
AUGGGGUUUUUCUCACAUCUCAACAGAGCUAUCAAUGGCUACCCUUCUUCCUUAAAGCUUCUGGUUCUUUUCUCUGUCAGUAGCGGAGGUCUUGUGGCACAUGCAGAGCCACAGUCAGACAAUGGAAGAGAUACCGUCGAACUUAAUCAAAUGGAACCUAAGAAGAAGAGAGUAGUGGUGCUAGGCACGGGAUGGGCUGGUACCAGUUUCCUGAAGGAUCUGGAUAUUUCACUAUAUGAUGUUAAGGUGAUCUCCCCUCGGAAUUAUUUCGCAUUCACUCCUUUGUUACCUAGUGUCACAUGUGGAACAGUUGAGGCACGAAGCAUUGUAGAACCAAUUCAGAGAAUAAUGAAGAAGGAAGAAGAGGAUGCUCAAAGGAUCCGUCGAACUGUUAUAGAUUGUUUUGAAACAGCUGUCCUUCCAGGGCAAAGUGAAGAAGAGCGAAUGACAAACCUCCAUUUUGUAAUAGUUGGAGGGGGGCCAACUGGUGUGGAAUUUGCUGCAGAGUUAUACGACUUUGUCCAUGAAAAUUUAGUAUACUUAUAUCCCACGGUAAAAGAUCUAGUGAAAAUAUCGGUGAUCCAAUCUGGGGAUCAUAUGUUGAACAUGUUUGAUCAAAGAAUUAGCUCGUUUGCUGAACAAAAAUUCCGGAGAGAUGCCUACAAGAACAGACCGACAGCCUCCACCGACAAACAACUCAGUCCACCGAUUGCCAAACCAUACCCAGCAGCACCGAAUCAGCGACAACUCAAACCUUCAGCAGCAGCCAUUAACUAA